CCGUGUUCACUAACACGUUCCAAAACGUUAUUAAAGUUGUGCCAAAAUCAAACCAUCAAACAAUUGAGGUUAGGGUUUGAAACAAAAAAAGAGGGCAAAUUUCAAUUCAUUCAAAAAUGGACAUGGUUGAGAAGAACAACGCCAUUAACAAUCAAGGUGUUGCUGAUAAUUCUCUGCUCGAUCGAGAAGCCGAAGAUCGUGAACGUCAAGCCCGCGACCUUAAAGCCGGCCUUCACCCCCUUAGGCACAAGUUUGUAUUUUGGUAUACUCGUCGAACUCCUGGUGUGCGUACACAAACACCUUAUGAAGAGAGCAUAAAGAGACUUGUGGACUUUAGCACUGUUGAAGGAUUCUGGGUCUGCUAUUGUCAUUUUGCCCGUCCUUCUACAUUACCAAGCCCAACUGAUUUGCAUCUUUUCAAAGAUGGAAUUCGCCCACUAUGGGAGGAUUCUGCUAAUUGCAAUGGUGGGAAGUGGAUCAUCCGAUUCAAGAAGGCUGUUUCAGGGCGCUUCUGGGAAGACCUGGUUUUAGCCUUGGUAGGUGACCAGCUUGACUAUGGUGAUAAUAUCUGUGGUGCUGUACUCAGCAUAAGGUUUAGUGAGGACAUAUUGAGUGUUUGGAAUAGGAAUGCAUCCGACCAUCAGGCUGUGAUGGGAUUGAGAGAUGCUAUAAAACGUCAUUUGAAGCUUCCCCACAGCUAUGUGAUGGAAUACAAGCCUCACGAUGCUUCUCUACGUGACAACUCUUCAUACCGAAACACAUGGCUGAGGGGAUAAAUUAAGACGGGAUUUUUGUAUACAGGAAGUGUAUCUUUGAAGGGAGGUUCUUGACGCACUUGUUAAUGUUCCUGUUUUUAGGAGUCGUAACUUAUCUUGGGUCCUCACUUCCCAAAUGUUCCUUAAUGGCCAAAAUCACACUGAAGUGAUGCCAGCUAAGUGAUAUUAUUAUGUAUCAAUCUGUUGAACAUGUUUAUGUUGGACCUGAAUAUUUGCAAGGCUCUUGAAAAUAUAUGACAGGAUCCUUGCCAGAAAUCUGUAAUGAAUACUGUAACUAGGUCAAUACUUUUGGAAUUUACACUAUUUCAGCAUCUAGAUUUUAAUUGUAGGGUGAGAUAAUGAGACAAUGUACUUUUACUCCUUUCAGUUUUACUUACUUGCAAGUUGCAACGCUUUGACUAAAA
Chenopodium quinoa (quinoa) is the source of this 1180-nucleotide messenger RNA. Its product is annotated as eukaryotic translation initiation factor NCBP-like. Lineage: Eukaryota; Viridiplantae; Streptophyta; Magnoliopsida; Caryophyllales; Amaranthaceae. Gene Ontology annotation, biological process: translational initiation. The record is from RefSeq and is a predicted model, not a curated record. The coding region runs from base 117 to 776 and encodes 219 amino acids. Gene Ontology annotation, molecular function: translation initiation factor activity; RNA 7-methylguanosine cap binding. Gene Ontology annotation, cellular component: cytoplasm; eukaryotic translation initiation factor 4F complex. The transcript has 6 exons.